Messenger RNA from Microthlaspi erraticum, 240 nucleotides. Lineage: Eukaryota; Viridiplantae; Streptophyta; Magnoliopsida; Brassicales; Brassicaceae. The record is from the annotation of a GenBank genome assembly.
AUGAUUCAAAACAUCAUCGCCUUAUCGCCCAUGAAGAAGACCAAGGCUCUAUCGCUCUUAUUGCUUCUACUUAUUGCGGUCGUGACUACCACUGUUAAACCACCGGAAGAGCUGGCCCUGGACGGAGCACAGAGAAUCCUGACGACGGAGAAGAUUGCCGGAGAAGACGUGGAGGCUGAUGUGAAUAACCACCAUAGUAUUCCGAGGGAGUCAUGGGAUGAUAAUGAUAACAAUCCAUGA